Messenger RNA from Scophthalmus maximus (turbot), 957 nucleotides. RefSeq names its product signal sequence receptor, delta (gene ssr4). Lineage: Eukaryota; Metazoa; Chordata; Actinopteri; Pleuronectiformes; Scophthalmidae. Bases 144 to 647 code for a protein of 167 amino acids. The transcript is spliced from 6 exons. Gene Ontology annotation, cellular component: endomembrane system; membrane; endoplasmic reticulum. The record is from RefSeq and is a predicted model, not a curated record.
AGCCGCAGUGGACCGUCGGCGCUGAGCUGAGGUGGACUUCUUCUCCCCGGCGAGUGUGAGAGCAGCGGUGUCUUCCAGCAGCCGGAGCUCGACGACGACGACGACGACGACGAAACCUCUCAGACAGCCGCUCAGACACCACGAUGAUCCGGAUCACCGCCUUCCUCGCCCUGCUGGUGGUCGCCUGCUCGGGAGAGAGCUGCACUGACCCGGUGAUCACCCCGUCGGCCUACACCACCUCCGACGCCGUCAUCUCCUCCGAGUCCGUCUUCAUCGUUGAGCUCAGCCUGGCCUGCGCCAACGGAGCACAGAGUGUCACCCUGUAUGCUGAUGUCAACGGAAGACAGUUCCCUGUGACCAGAGGCCAGGAUGUUGGGAAGUACCAGGUGUCCUGGAGCCUUCCUCACAAACAGGCCAGCUCUGGAACAUAUCAGGUUAAAUUCUUUGAUGAGGAGUCCUACAGUUCCCUGCGCAAGGCCCAGAGAAACAAUGAAGACGUUAAUGCCAUCCAGCCACUCUUCUCUGUCAAUAUUGACCACAGGGGUGCUUGGAACGGCCCAUGGGUGUCUACUGAGGUGGUGGCUGCCCUCAUAGGUAUCCUCUUCUAUUACCUGGCUUUCAGUGCCAAGAGCACCAUCCAAGCAUAAACAGACCCGCAGUCACUUGAGUGGUUAAAGACUGAAUUUUGGUGGAUCGAUGAUUCACCAUCCAGCGUUCCGGCCGAGCCAACAGGAUUUUGCCACUUGACCUGCCUUGGGACAAGGAGUAAGAGUAGCGGUCUUUGUGUUGUUUUUUAUUCAGACUGUGUCUGUAUGCCGUCUGUCUUACGACUUUACAGUUUUUUCAGGAGUUUGUCCUGUCGAUAUGGAUGGUUUUUUGUAAUUUUCUUUCUUUUUGGUAUAAAAACAGACAAAUAAACCUGGACCACAUGAAUAAAUAAAACCAAAUUGGAUUGCG